Messenger RNA from Hyla sarda, 10398 nucleotides. RefSeq names its product cilia and flagella associated protein 47 (gene CFAP47). Bases 825 to 10334 code for a protein of 3169 amino acids. Lineage: Eukaryota; Metazoa; Chordata; Amphibia; Anura; Hylidae. Gene Ontology annotation, molecular function: protein binding. The record is from RefSeq and is a predicted model, not a curated record. The transcript has 65 exons.
AGAAAAAAGCAGCUGAGAUGUUAGAUGGAAAGUGUCAACAGAAAAUGACACAUUGUUUAAAUUAUGUUUUAUGUUAGACAUAUUUUUAGAGAAUUUUUGGUGAUGUUUUUUUUGGCAAUCCAUCUCAUUUCUGCCCCCCAGCAUGGCUCCCUAUCUCACUCCUUGCCCAUACAAUAGCUCUCUGUCACAUUUCUGGUUCAGCAUGACUCUUCAUCUUAUUCUUGGUGGCCAACAUGGCUCCUCAUUUCUUUCCUAGUCCCCAGCAUGGGUCCCAUUGCAUUUCUCCUCUCCAGCAUUGCUCUUUAUCACAUUAUUCAUCCUCAGUAUGGGUCCUAUUUCUAGUCCAGGUCUCUUUCCUAGUCCUUAUUUUAUUCCUUGUCCUCAGCAUGUCUACCAUCCUUUUCCUUUUCCCAAGCACGACUCCUGAUCCCCAGCACGGUUGCCAUUCCUUCUGGUACGGAUCCCUCGGAUGCCCCUAGAUAAUCUUCUCCACCUUCCAAGCCUAGCACACUGCCUUAAUACAGCUCUGUGGCUGAAAUGGUGGGAGCCAUGAGAGGAGCUCUCCACACAGCCCCGGCCGGAGAAUACUUUACCUCACGCUGCACAGCGGAGGGUACAGAGAGGUCGGCCCCCUGCACACACCCGCCCACAGCACCUCCUAUUGGUGGAGAACUUUGUAUACAGUUCAGCCGCUCUCCGCCCAAAAAAGUCUGUUGCCCAGCAACCGGAGGACGCUGACUGACGCUGGUGUACCUUGGUAACCGGAGACUGCGACAACGAGGAGAAAGUGUGCUCAGCCCGGUAUAUAGUGUACGCAGCCCGCCAUGGAAGAAUUGAUUGAUAGAGUAUUAGGCGUGAGGAUCGCUCCCGGCCUGCUCCAUUUCAUGGAUGUCGUGGUUGGGAAGGCUUACCAAGCCAAUAUCACUGUGCAAAACAUCAGUCAUGUGGCUAAAGCAAUAAAAAUACUUGGACCAGAAGACCCCCAGUUUACCCUAUAUGUACAAAAUCCAGAGAAACCUGUGGCACCUGGGCUUCAAGUAACAGCCUCAGUGGAAUACCAUCCCAUUAAAAAGCAAGACAUUCGUGACAAACUAUUGGUUGUGGUUGACAAUGAUGCCAUUGAGGUGCCGUUAUUGGGUUUCGUCCCUUCUUGUUAUCUUGAAAUUGAUCCUGAAGUACAUUUUGGCAGCAUAGUGGCGAACAGUAAAGUGAUCUGCAAGGAUAUUGCAAUUACAAACCAUGGUUCUUCUCCAGGUACUUUUAAAAUAAAAUACAACGGCCACCUUCCCAUCACUAUAUCUCCAACCAGUGGAGUAAUUGAGCCGAAAACCAUGCAGAUACUUAAAGUUGACCUAUGUGCAGACACUCCAGCUGUCAUUGAAGAACUCGCUAAAGUUAAACUACAAGGUCACGAGGAGCUGCUCUUGAAGAUAAAAGGAAAUAUAGUCAACCAGAACCUAGAAUUGCUAGACCUUUCUGGAAAACCUCUGAAGUGCCUUCACUUUGGAUCUGUCUACUUUGGAACUUCCAAAAUUCGCAAAGCAGUGAUUUAUAAUGAUAGUCCUGAGACCAUAAGCUGGGUGUCUGUCCUGGAUGAUAAUGCCAUCGGUGCUGAAGUGGGAACGGAUAUUCAGAAAAGUACAGAUUCUGCUCUGCAAGACCUGGAUUACAGAACUAUGACAAGGGAAAUAGAAGUCUCUAGUAUACUUACCUGUUAUCCCAAUGAAGGAGUUCUUUUACCUUUCCAGAAAACCACUCUAACAAUCUGUUUUAGUCCCAAGGAUUUAGAUGAAGACAUGAGAACAAAUGGGAUUCUAUAUCAGCAGGAUUAUGCUCUGUUUAUGAGGUUUGAACCAGUUGGAAGUAAAGAUGGAUUCCUGCAGUCAGAUGCAGAUGAUGCAGUGCAUCAUAAAGGACAAAGGAAACACCACGUGGAAUUGGCUGUUACUGGUUCUGCUUUCCCUGUCGCAUUAACAUUCAGCACAGGAACUGUGUACAAUUUUAAGGAAUGCUUGAUUGGUGAAAGGAUCGAUAUUCAUUGCUCUCUAAAAAAUGAAUCUCAGUUCCUCCCUGUGGUGUUUAGCUUUCGCAAGACAUCCCAUUUUCAUAUCUCUCCGGCUAAUGGAAAGAUAGAGGCAGGACAUUCUCAGGAAGUGGUAUUUUCAUUUAUACCACAUCAAGUAGGAACCUUUAGUGUGAAACAAGUGGUGGAUAUUUUGGGUCCCACAUCAGAUGAUAAUAUGCUGACUUUGAAAAUGAAAGCCUUUCAUCAGAAAAAGCUCACUUUUACAGCAAUCUGCAAACCAUUGACCAAGAAAAUUAUCAUGAAAAUCAACCCAGGUAUAACUCCUAAGAUUAGUAACCCCACUGGACAUUUUGUUCAAGUUGCACCCCAAGAAACAGCAAUAUUUACCGGAUCUACCCGCACAGCUACUCUGAAGGCAGAUAAAACACAGAUCCAUGAUCACCAGAACACAGUCAAUGUAGACAAAGAUGUGAUGGUGGCAUUUCCAAAUGAUCGAGCUGCAAGUAUACGGCCUAGUGAUCGCAGUACACAUUACAGGACUAUCUUCACCAAAAUUGAGAGAUAUAAUUAUGUGGAUCCAGAUUAUGCAUAUACAGAAGAUGAAGAAAAAUUUAAACAAGCUCACAAGGACUAUUAUACUAACUAUAUAAAGAAAAGAAGAGAAAAUCAUCUAAAAGAGGAGAAUGAUAGGGCAUUUCAAGAAGUUAACAAUGAUAUUGAUAUUGGUAUUAUACCAGCAGCUGGACUUCGACCACCUAGUACUUCAAUAUUAGAGCACUUUAAUGGACAGAAACAAAAUAAAUCAGCAACCAGCACUAAGGGGCGUAUGCUGACCACUCGCCAACUUGCUGUUAGAGAGUCAAGAUCCAUAACCCGAGAAAUUAAUGAAGGUCUCAAUGCAAUGCCCCGCUCAGUGACGGAAAAGGAAGACUGCAAUCUUGUUCUGACACCUCAGCAACUUCACCACAUAGUUAUCGGUCCUUCUACAAUAGACUUUGGGGAAGUCUGUGUUCGCUCCACAUCGGUCAAAGAAAUGAUAAUCAUAAAUAGUCUUCCCACUUACAUCUGGGUUCAGGUGGAGAUCGAUUGUGAUGAGCUGCAGCAAACCAGUCCGCUUUCUCAUGUUGUGCCACCAAUGUCAAAGACGGAGAUCCCAGUUGUCUUUGAGACAAACACACUGGGGAAAUUUAAGAAGUCAAUUUCCUACUCUGUGAAUAACAAGCACAUCGGACAUAUCUUAGUAACUGCAAAAGCUGUUCCCAUUGCCCUUGAGCUGUCUUCUCACGAGCUGGUUCUGAAACCCAACAACGACUUCUUAGCUGAGACAGGAUUUAGAUCGUCCAUAAGAUUGUACAAUCACAGGAAUCAUGCCGCUGAAUUUAGCUGGAAGCCUGUCAUAACAGAAAAGGGAAUUGCUUUUUCAAUACGUCCUGCAAGAGGUAUUGUUGAUGCUUAUGAAGACCUUGAGUGUGAAGUUGUAUGGCACCCAGGAUUCAGCUCACCAGACAUAGGGGAAUUCAAUCUGUGUGUACAGCAGCAAAAUACACAUAAGCUAAAAUGCAUUGCAGAGCUUGGACCUACAAAUGUCCAGUUUACUGACCAAAGGAUUCUUUUCCAUCAUGCUCCACUCGGCCUGUCAACUGUUAAGACAGCCAUUAUUCAGAACACUGGGGUAAACCAUGCAUACUUUCAGGUUGUUGAUAUUAACCCAUUGCCUGGCAUGACACUUACUCCAUCACAAGGGGUAGUCCCUGUUGGAGGCCAUGCUGCUCUCACAGUCAUCUUCACACCACAAGCAGUGAUGAAAUUUGACACUCGAAUUGAGAUAUCAGUGCGUAAUGCAAAGACUCUAGAAUUGAGAAUAGGAGGAUCGGUUGUGCCACCAGAAGUGGACAUAUCUGUUAACUCAUUUCUUUUCCCUGGUGUGUAUGUAAACUCUAUCCAAGCUAUACCAUUUUUACUACAAAAUAAAGGAGUGGCUCGUGCAAGAGUAGAAAUUGACCUUUCAAAAUAUGAAGAUUUUUCUUUGUCAUUCAAAGACAAUGCAGCGGUUGAGGUGGACCCACUUUAUCCUCAUUUAUAUACUUUAGAUUUAGAAGAGAAGGAAGCUCUUGAAUGUGCACUCCAUUUUAGUCCUAAGGAGGUGGCAGCCUAUGACUUCCAGCUUCCAGUAAAUAUCAACUUCACUGGUGGUUUAUCUGAUGCUGACAGCUCUGCUCCUGUCACCCCAACCCAUUCAGAAAAGCAUAUUGUUGUUCCAAGGCCUCAAAUGGUGAAUGUCAUCACUCCAGUCUGCAAAGUUAAUGCUACUGUUUUGCAGCAGCUGCUGAGAGUCUCCACUACCCACAUUGCAUUUGAAUUACUGUCUGGAGUGUUUGAUCUGGGCAUUGCAGAUGACUCUUUGAGCUCCCAGGUGCUUGAGCUAAGCAACAUUUCAAAGAAAACAGUGUCAUGGAAGUUAAAUCUUGAUCAUACUUGGGAAGCUCUAAAGAAUGGAGUUUUCAGAUUCAGUAAACGUUCAGGCGAGCUAGAGCCUGGAGAAACAAGUAGGAUUAAUGUUCACUUUUGCCCUGCUGGACCAGGGAAUUACAAAGCUGAAAUUCCAGUUAUCAUAAAUAAUAAUCGAGACUCUCUUUAUAUACCUCUUCAUCUGUAUGGGAGCUCCAAAAAACCAAUGAUUACCUUUGAUCCUCCAUUUAUUAUACUGACUCCAGUACCUUUGGACACAGAAGUUGAAGCUUUGGUUGAUAUCAUAUCAGCUAACUAUAAAAGGCCAGCAGCAUUAAAGGUGGACAUUCCAGAGGUAGAACUGGAAAAUGGUGACCGGGAAAAAGUGUUUUCUGUACAUUUUCCCAGUGGACAAACUAUUUCAGGCUCCGGUCAGUUGAGUGAAAAAAUUGUCUGCAAGAUCGCCUUCAAAUCUUCCACUCCAGUGUCUUGCAUGGCUGAGCUGGUAUUCACAGAUGAAGAUAACAACCAGUUUCAUCUCCAAGUUGCUGCUGUGGCUGAAAACUGCAUACUUACUGUUUACCCAUACCUAGCCUAUCACCGCACAGAUCAAGUCAUCUUAAAGAGUGGUCAAAUUGGAAAAAAUGGAGGCAUGGGGGAGGCUGUUCUUCGUCCUUGCCACAUACCAGAAACACCUUCUCAGAGCACAUCCUCCAGUUCCCUUGGGGCUAUUACAAGCUCUACAUAUGAAGAAUCUGUCUCAGAAGAUGGUAUUGUGCCGGAAAAUGAAAGAACACAAAUGCAAGAUAAGGAGAAUCAGUAUGAAACACUAAAGGACAAACUUGAGCUAUCAUUUUACCCUGAAGAUGACUCUGAAGAAUGGAUGUUUUUUGAGAAAGUUCUAUCCUCAGUGCAAACCUGGUUUAGCCUGUAUGGAUGGGCUAUUGGCUGCAAUCCCAUUACGAUUCCACAAUCUCUAUGGAGCGGUGUAUGCAAAGUCAAGUUGUCAAAGUCUGAAGGAAAGGCACCGAAAACAAUAAAUCUUGGCAAGCAGACAAAAACCAUUUAUGACAUGCUGUUCUACCUGAGUGGACAGAUGCUGCCUGGAAUUACUGCAAGUCAGUCAUUGCCCUCUGAUCCCACAGAAAGAGUCCUACAGCUUCACUGGCAGCAUGCGACACUGCUCACUUUCCUCAAAAGCCAAGGAGCCUCUCUUUCUCACAUAAAACCUGAAUAUCUUUUUGAACCUCUGGAUUAUGAAAGAUGGAUUCAAAUACAGGUUCAGAUUCAGAAACUUCAGAAUUCAAACAAAAAAACUACAAAUUUUACAGAAAACAAUUUGCUUCAUAUAAAUAAUAGCGCAUUUCAGUCUGUAAGUAAACGUGUAUGGACAGACAUACUCUUGCAGAUAUACAAGGUGUUCAUCCUUUCACGCAUUACACAGAGAAAGAGUGAUGAUGACAGUGUGAUAGAUUGCAUGCCAAAAAUCAGUUCAGAGCCUUUAUCGAGCAACAUAUAUUCAACAUCAGAGAGAAUUCUUCUUACUUGGCUCAAUGUCCACUAUGAAAAGAUGAGAAAAGUGGUGUGGAGAAAUUCUAAAAAAGGUGACAUACCACCCACAAGAUGGAUUAUGAACUUUGAUAAAGACCUUUUAGAUGGGCUUGUUCUCGCUACUCAGGUGGCAGCAUAUUGUCCAUAUCUUAUUUCCACUCAUUUCAUCAAUAUGUACACCAACCCUGAGACCCCAGAGCAGUGCCUGCACAAUUGCCUGAUUCUAGUCAAUGCAUUUCGGGCUAUCAAUCUUAACAUUGAUAUACAGGCCACAGACAUAUGUGAUCCAAAUCCAGUGACAAUGCUAAUGCUGUGUGUGUAUCUGCAUGAAAAACUUUCGCUUUAUGUGCCUAAGAAAACAAUUCAUUUUGAUGGGGCUCUUCACCAAACAAUUUCACGUCAGGUUCGUCUGAAAAAUUCAAGCAGCAAGCCACUAGUGUACCAGGCUACAAUCGUAGGUCGAGAGUCAGCUGAUUUCUCAUUGCCUAAAGGAAACACAAUAACGAUUGCCCCAAAAAGCCAAGUGGAUGUGACUGUAGAGUAUAAGAGUCGCUUUUUACACCCAGCUGAAGCAACUAUGUUACUGGUAUCUAAACCUUCCAGUGGAGCAGGUGGUACUACAUUGUCGUUCUCUCUUGCAUCAAGAUUGACUGAUUUAGUCCCAACUGUUCAGGUAAAGCAGGAAACUCCUUGCUAUGAAUUGGAAAAAAUGUGUUUAUCCAUUGAAAGUCCUUACAAACGUCAUGGAAAAUUCAGAGUGAUUUUAGUGGAAUCGUCAAACCACUUACAGUUUCCUAAUUUCCAAGAUGAAAUUACAAGACUGAAAGAUGAAAAACGAUUCAGUGCCAGCUCUACAGAUCAUGCUCUUUCAAGAGUAUUUUGUCAGUCGAAUAAUCAAGAAUACAAGUCAAAUCUGUUACGUCAAUACUUCUGCCCAGUUAACUCUGUUUUCUUGAAAGAAGGCAUGUCCAGUAUCUUACAAGUUAAUUUUCUUCCAUUUGAACUUGGAAAACGCUACUGCACUAUUGUUUUCACCAGUGAAGAGAUUGGUGACUUUGUAUACAUGAUUGAAGGAAUGAGUACUCCACCUCUGCCUUCUGCCCUUAGCCCUAUCAAUAGCCUGAAUGUAUUCCACAUGAACAAUGGAAAUCCAGAUGCACUGAACAUCUGCUAUUUGAAAUGCAAAGAAAAUAGUAUACUGGAGGAAGAUCUGAAAAUCCCAUUGGUAAAUGAAAGAAGGGAGAAGGCAUUGGCAAAUUCAGCUCAGAUGCAGAUGACAUUGUUAGAGUAUGAACGUAGAAAAGUAACUGGCACCUUGGAAAGCAGCAGUGUGCGAGCUGCAGUAGCUUCAUUGGGAGUCAACAUUGAAGAGACCAAAGCUUCACUACGAUCCUCAUCAUUCUCCUCCACCUCCAAAAAGGACCAUACAAUGGAAUAUAAUGUGGAAAUAAGUAUGCCUCAGUAUUUUGAGGUUCCAAAGAAAAUCAAAAUUCCAGUCUCUGCAAGAAAUCAAAUUGCUGCUAAUCCAGUAUCCGGGAAAGAAGAACAGCUGCGUAGAGAGCAAGAUAAAGAAAAAGGAGUUUUAUUUCCACUCAAAUUUGUCCCUGAGAAACCUGGCCGCUAUACUUGCAAAAUUUUGCUACGUUCUUCUCAUGAUGUACGAGUCUUUAUGAUUGAGUGUGUCGUCAACCCAUGCAGCACAGAAACAGAAUUGGAAUUUAUUACCCCGGCCUGUGAAGCACUGAUUCAAGAUAUUCCAAUAAGUAAUAUAACUCAACAAGACUGGAAACUAAAAGCUAUUCUUCAAGGAGAUCAAUUCUAUGGUCCUCCGUGCAUGCAUAUCCCAGCAGGGGAAAUAGCCCAGUACCCUUUAAUGUUUAAACCUACUGUUGAAUGUCGUAGCACCGGUACACUAAUUCUUCAAAAUGAAACAGAUGGUACUGAACAUAUAUUUGGCCUCAAAGGUAUUGGCCAAGAACCCCUGGCUCUUGAUCAUAUCGUGAUAGAUUGCCAAGUAAGACAAAUUACACAGAAGGUCCUUAUGGUACCCAAUUAUACCAACAACAGAUUGACUUUCAAGGUGGUGUCAGACAUUCCAAUCAUUGGCGGAUCGCAAACAUUAACCGUUAAACCUGGUACAUCAUCUCCCUAUACUCUGAGUGUAUCUCCAUGGAAACGUGGAUUGUUCCAAGGUAUAAUCUCAUUUGUUGCGGAAGAUGGAGAACAGCAAUAUCAGUGUGGCAAUCCACCAGUUUUUGCAGAUGGCACUGAAGCUGUUCAACUAGAUGGAAUUCAGACUGCUAAUGCAGGGAUGGCAGAUAGUAAAUCUGCUCCCUACAAGGUUUGGUUUACGGUUGAAAUUAACAGUACGCCUACACCACCAGAAAGGACCAUUGAUGUGACAUGUUCUGUUUUUAAAUCUGUGGGGAUAAAUAUACCAAUUACUAAUCCCUCAAUGGAUACCCUACAUUUCCAAGUGCUGGUGAAUGGUGAUGGUAUUACAGGGGAUGAUGUUUUUAGUCUGCAGCCAAAGGAAACUUUCUCUUAUGUAGCAAAAUUUUCUCCCUCUAAAACUGGGAAUUCUAAUGGGAGUGUAAUUUUUCAAAGUGAUAUAUUUGAAGAAUUUUGGUACGAUUUGAAGCUGAUAGCAGAGAAGCCAGAGUCUGUUAAAAUUCCUGAAGUAUUUUGUGAACUUGGCAAAUGGACUCGUCUGUUUGUCCCUCUUGUGAAUCCUACACAGGACAUAUUUGAGUUACAGACUGUUAAUAGUAAUCCUGAACAUUUCUUAGUGGAACUGGACAACAGUAAGCCACUUUUAAUGGCACCCAAUUCAACCACUGAAGUCCCUGUUCAGUUCUGUCCAUCUUCACUUAGCAAAGGGAGUCAAACGGCAUCUAUUACUUUCAAAAACAAACAGCUUAAAGAAUGGACAUUCUACUUGUCAGGAGUAGGUCUCAUUCCUCAACCCAUGGAACCAGCAAGCAUUAGUGCCAAUAUUGGAAGCCUUGCCUCUAUCAACAUCUCCUUUAAGAAUCCUACAAAUGAGAAUGUCCUUGUUGAUAUUGUCCUAACAGAUCAAGAACAGACCAUGCAUCGUCUUAGUGCAUCUGUUCUGCGCCACUCCAUCAAUAAAGAGCCAGCGUUCUGUCUGCCCCUGAAGCAAACACAAGGAAUUCCCUUAGCUGCCAAGGAAAAGCUGGAUAUUCCAGUACUUUUUGCCCCAGAUACAAUGAAACUUUACGAAGCUUUGGUAGUUGUUCACAUGGUAAAAGCAAAUGGAGACAGCUGGGAUCAUAAUAAUACUGAAGAUUUGAAUACAGAACUGAAAAGUAUUUCAAGGACAGAGAAUGGAAGUAUUUCAGGUAUACGAUGGAUUUAUCCAAUUCAUGGAAUUCCAGAAGCUCAGGCACCCAACUCAGCUCCAGCUAUGGUAUGUUGCCAAGCAAGAAAUCGGACUGAAGAGAGAGUAGAGGUAUUGCUGACCGGUGUUGUUCCUGGCCAGACUGCCAUGCCAGCAUCAAGUCGAGAUAUAAAACCUGUGGAAAGGACGGCACAUGUACAAGAGGAAGUUCAAGUCAGCAAUGGAUUCAGUACCGCAGAAGAAUUUUUAUAUGAGAUUAGGUAUGAAUCUGAAGAGUCAAAAUCCCAGCUGGAACCAUCUGUGGGGAUUGAACUAGUGAGAAAGGAACGUGAUACACCAUCUGGGAUUGUCACAUUAAUUUUCAACAUCAUUUUUGCACCCUAUAAGUCAAUGAGGCACUCUGCUGUACUAGUUGUACAGUGUGUAACUGGCGGAAUAUGGAAGUUUCCUAUUCAGUUUGUAUCCACUGAACCAAAUGUAGAUGAUGUCAUUCAGAUUGAAGCAGUUGGACUUAACAAAGAAUCAGCUGUUGGUUUCAGACUAACCAGUCAGACAAGGUACCCAGAGCCAUUCAGUGCAUACUUUAUACAUAGAAGUGAUCAGGAGUUCUCUGUAUCACCACAAUCUGGAGAACUGCUUCCCCUUGGAACUGCUGGCACCUUAAUUACUGUUAGUUUUAAACCUACAAUGUACAGCAAGAAGCACAGAGCUACACUUGUAGUACAGACAUCUUCUAUGCAAUGGACUUAUGAGAUCAAUGGACUUCCUCCAAAAGACAAUCUGCCUUCAAAUGUCUCUCCUAAAGUACAUUCAAUGGGUGUCAGAAGACCAGUGUCUUAUCAAAAACGUAACUUUCUACAUGAAAAUGUGAAGCUUACAACAACAGCAGUGUCCUCCCCAGUUAAAGGAGCAUCUUUAAUGUUUAGGAACAAAGUAAAUUCUUUGUAAACAUGUUAUUUUUAUGUUUAUUUUUAAGAUAUAUUUCACAACCCAUUAAAAACAAUACAAUUUC